UUUUUUUGCCACAAAAAUGGCAAUAAUAAAAAGAAAAUAUUCCAAAAUAAAAUUUAAUAUUUUACUCCAUUUAUUAUUUUCUUUAUUUUUUAUUUUCUUAUUUACCUCUUUAACUUCUUCAUGGUCUAUUGAAUUUCCAUCUCCUUCUUCUUCUUCAACACUUCAAGAAGAAGAACUUCCUUUACAUCCUUUGUCUCCACCCGAACGUUUACCAAAAAAUGACAAAAAAAUAAUUACUAAAAGACAGGCAUAUCAAGUUUAUUUGGGUGGAGAAGCUAGUGUUUCUAUUGAUAAAGGUGCCGAAGACUCUGGACCUUGGGGAGAAUGGACAAAAGAAAGGGAUUGCUCCCGUUCAUGUGGUGGAGGUGUUUUGAUUGAAAGGAGAUUGUGUUCAGACAAUACAUGUCAAGGCCCAUCAAUUAGAUAUAUCUCUUGUAAUAUAGAGCCCUGUCCAGCUGGCACAAAAGAUUUUAGAUUCGAACAGUGUUCUCAACACAAUGAUGACCCUUUGGAUGGAAAAUACUAUAAAUGGAUCCCCUAUGCCGGAAAAAAUAAGUGUGAAUUAACUUGCCGCCCAGAAAAUGCCAAUUUUUAUUACAAAUUUGCCGAAAAAGUUGUUGAUGGAACUAAAUGUGAUGCUUAUAGUGACGAUGUUUGUGUUGAUGCUAAUUGUUUACCUGUUGGGUGUGAUGGAAAACUUGGAUCUGUUGCCAAAAAAGAUAAAUGUGGUGUUUGUAACGGAGAUGGUUCUGCUUGUAAAACAGUCGAGGGUAUUUUUGAUGAAAGAGGAUUAGCUUUAGGUUAUCACGAUAUUGUGUCUAUACCUAUCGGUGCUACAGCAAUUCAUAUAGAAGAAUUGAGACCUUCCAGCAAUGUUUUUGCAAUUAAAAAUUCUACUGGGGAUUGGUUAUUAAAUGGUAAUUAUCAAAUACAAGUAAUUACAAAAAAUAUUAUUGUUGGAGGAAGUGCUUUUAAAUAUGAAAAAGGGGAUGGUGGAACUGAAAAAUUAACAUCAAACGGUCCAUUAACAGAACCUUUAACAAUCUCUUUAUUACUUCAAAGAACAACAACACCAAAAACUAGCAGUGCUGUCAAAUAUGAAUUUUCUAUACCUUUAGAAAAAGAUAUUAAAUAUUUAUGGAAGCCUGGGGAAUGGUCUAGUUGUUCUGUUACUUGUGGGAAAGAUAUUUUGUUGGUGAAUGGGAACCAUGUUCGAGUACCUGUGGAGAUAAAGGACUUCAAUUUAGAGUUCUUUACUGUCAUCGUUUUUGCUGAUGGGCGUCGGACAACAGUUUCAGAUGGAAAUUGUACAGAACGAGGAAUUGAAAGGCCGGAAGCGAGAAGACAAUGCAAUAGAUUUCCUUGCCCCGAAUGGCAAGCAGGCCCUUGGUCCUCUUGUUCUUCACAAUGUGGGGAUGCUAAACAAUUUCGUUCUGUAACAUGUAGAAGUGCUAAAGAAGGGGAAGGUGGGAAAAUGUUACCCGCUGAUGCUUGUCCGGAUAAAGAUGGAAAGCCUCAAACAGAAAGGGAUUGUAAUUUAGGACCUUGUAAAGGGCUUCAAUUUAAAACUACUGAAUGGGAAUUGUGCCAACGUUGCAAUGACACAGAAGAAAGGCGUAAUGUAACAUGCCAGGACCGCAAUGGGAGAGAAUAUCCUUUAGAAAAAUGUUUGGAAACACAAAAAAUUGGGGCAACAAAGAAGACAGAAAAAGCAAAAAUACCGGAAGAUAAACGUCCCUGUGCAAGCCCAGCCCCGUGCCUCUAUGAAUGGCAUUUUUCUCAAUGGUCGAAAUGCAGUACUGAGUGUGGACAUGGACACAAAAGUAGAACUGUAUUUUGUGCUAUAAAUGAGCUUGGACAGACAAAGCGCGUAGAUGAGUCAUUAUGUGGAGGUGAUAAACCUAUUUCACGAGAGGAUUGCCUUAAUGAAGAAAAAUGUGAAGGUGUUUACUUUACUGGACCUUGGUCUGAAUGUUCAGCAUCUUGUAAUGGAGGGAUUCAAACUCGGGCAGUUGUUUGUUUAAAUUAUGACAAAAAGCCUGUACCAGAAUGGUGUGAUGAAAGACUAAAACCUAUUGAACAACAAAUUUGUAACAAUCAAACAUGUCCUGUCUGCUCAGAAAGCGAAUUUGGUUGUUGUCUUGACAAUACAACAUUCGCAACUGGACAAUUCUAUGCUGGUUGUUCUAAUUGUUCAAUUUCUGAAUUUGGUUGUUGCUCAGAUAAUAUAACAGAAAAACAAGGAAAAGAUAAUCAGGGAUGUCCUGGGAGUGAGGAUGUUGAUGUGGAAGGUAGUGGAGAGGAACCAAUUGAGGAGGGAGGGAUUAAAGAAGAACUUUGCACACUUGAGAGUCAAACUGGUGAACGAUUGCAAAUACCUUGUACAACAAUUGCCCCAUCCGUUAUUGUUGGGGAUUUGCUUAAAGCGAAUGUUACUGAAAAUGAAACUAUAAAUUGCUCUAAAACGGAAUUUGGCUGUUGCCCAGAUUGGUAUACCCCGGCAGAAGGUCCGGAACUUGCUGGGUGUCCAGUCUUUACUUUAGGGACUUGUAAUGAAACUAAAUAUGGCUGUUGUUCUGAUGGUGUUACUCUAUCCCGAGGGCCAGACUUUCAAGGAUGUGGAGAACCUACUUGUGCUGCAUCGCUUUAUGGAUGUUGUAAAGACAGGAGAACAAUUGCUUUUGGGCCUAAUUAUGGAGGCUGUGAACGUAGCAGUCUUUCUUGUGAACUCACCGAAUUUGGUUGUUGUCCAGAUGGUACAACUCCCGCUUUAGGCAAAAAUGGAAAAGGAUGUGGGGCAAGUUGUUUAUUGACUAGGUAUGGAUGUUGUCCUGAUGGGAUUACACAUGCAAAAGGUCCGGAUAAUGAUGGUUGUGGAUGUGUAUUUUCUCAAUAUGGGUGUUGUCCAGAUGGAAAAAAUUCGGCAAAAGGGCCAGGAUUUUAUGGCUGCCCAGAAAGUUGUGCCCAAAGUAAAUAUGGUUGUUGCCCUGAUGGACAGACUGCUUCUAGAGGUCCAAAUAAGGAAGGAUGUCCUUGCCAAUAUUCUCGUUGGGGCUGCUGUAAGGAUGGACAAACAACUGCUAUUGGGCCACACGAAGAGGGUUGUGAUGAUUGUAGAUAUGGAAAGUAUUAUGAUAUGGCAGAAGCUAGGUGUGCACAAUUUUGGUAUGGCGGUUGUGGGGGAAAUGAAAAUCGUUUUGGAACUCAAGAGCAAUGUGAACAAAUUUGUGUUGAUCCACCAGGACUUGGUCGGUGUUAUUUACCAAAAGUUGAAGGCUCAAAACGUUGUGAACAAUUAACACCUAGAUAUUCUUAUGAUUAUAUUUCUAAACAAUGUACUGCUUUUUGGCAUACAGGAUGUUUAGGGAAUUCUAAUAAUUUUCUUUCUUGGGAAGAAUGUCAGAGUUUUUGUGCGGGAGCGGAUGCAUCACAAGUCCAAGUUAAUAUUGUUCCAUAUCGAGGACCUAUUCCAAUAUCUCCACAACAUAAUCUUCAACCACCUCUAAUUCCCCAACAACAAUUACCCCAACAACCCCCUCCACCCCCACCACCACCACAACCACCUCAACAACAACCUGUUAUUGCCCCUAUUGUGCCUUCUAUCCCAGAAGAAAAAUUAUAUCCAACACUUCGACCUCAACCUUUAAUUAUACCUCCAAAGAAACCAGAAAUUUCUCCAUUUGAAGAGGACGAUGCUUGUAGAAUGAUGUUAGAUAGUGGAAAUUGCCGAAGUUAUGUGGAUAAAUAUUACUUUGAUGCAUUCAAUGGUGGCUGUUUCCGUUUUAUUUAUAGUGGUUGUGGAGGGAAUAGAAAUCGUUUUAAUACAGAAUCAGAAUGUACUCAACGUUGUGCACAUUUAAUUUCAUCCCCGACAAAAUCUGGAUUUUUAGGCCAUAAACAACAAUUACAGCCAUUACCUUCAGCACACAGAACAAAUGCUCCUUUACCUGGAAAACAAGCUUUUUUAAAAACAAAGGAAAUAUGCAAUCUUCGACCAGACGUUGGCAAAUGUGAAGGACAUUUCGAUAGCUUCUAUUAUGAAUUAGCUACUGGACAAUGUGAACGAUUUACCUAUUCUGGAUGUGGGGGGAAUGGAAACCGAUUUAAUACUCUUGAUGAAUGUCAGGCUGUUUGCCUUCGCCGUCACGAUUUCCCCCCUCCUCCAGGCCCACAAACUCCAUUUAAAAGUGCUUCAGCAUUUGUUCCUCCAGAACCUAGCCAGCCAAUAAUCCCAGCUGCUGCUGGAAGUAUAAUACAAUUAACUGGGAGGGAAAAACAAAAAAAUCAACAACAAAUAUGUGAUUAUUCUAAAGAAACUGGGUCUUGUAAACAAUUUGUUACUAAAUGGUAUUACAAUAAAUCGGAUGGAACUUGUAAUAGAUUCCAUUAUGGAGGCUGUGAUGGAAAUUCUAAUCGUUUUGAUACUGAACAAGAAUGUAGAAAUACUUGUGGUGAUUUUAGAGAUGCGUGUUUAUUGCCAAGUGUUUCUGGUCCUUGUGCUGGUAAAGCUGACCGUUAUUAUUUCGAUUUUCACUCAAAUAAAUGUUCUUUAUUCCAAUAUGGAGGAUGUCUUGGAAAUACAAACAAUUUCCGUACAAUCGAAGAAUGCCAAGCUCGUUGCCAACCAAAUUUAAAAGGUCGAAGAAGACGUUCCUUGUUAUCAGAACAACAAUUUGUGGAAAUAAAUAAUAAUUCAAAUACAGAUAAUUUAUUAAUUAAUAAAAAUGAAAAGAAUAUUUUGAAUAAGCAAAAGGAAGAUGUUUUUGUAGAUGAAAAAGAACAAGAAGAAGAAAUAGGAAAGGAAAAGGAAGAUGAGGAGGAAGGAGGAUUGCUUUAUGGACAAUUACCUGAACUUUGCCUUCUGCCAGAAGAAAGAGGGAAAUGUUUUGGGGAAAUACUUCGUUUUCGUUAUGAUAUAGAUAAAAAUGAUUGUGUCGGUUUUUUCUAUACUGGAUGUGCACAAAAUGUUAAUAAUUUCCUUUCAUACGAAUCUUGUCUUCGUGCAUGUGGAGAUUGGAAAAAUAAAAAUAUUUGUGAAUUAGAAUAUAAUGGGGGAAGUAAAGAAUGUGAAAAUGAAAAUAAAGAAAAUAAUUUUGGAUUAAUUAAAAUACAAAAAUGGUAUUAUGUUCCGAGUGAAAGAAAAUGUAAACUUUUUAUGUGGAAUGGAUGUGGAGGGAAUGGAAAUAGAUUUCAAAGGUUUGGAAAUAAAAUAAGUAAAACAAAAAUAUUUAUUGUUAAUUAA
This is a messenger RNA of Meloidogyne enterolobii, 5242 nucleotides long. NCBI's taxonomy places the organism in Eukaryota, Metazoa, Nematoda, Chromadorea, Rhabditida, Meloidogynidae. The record is from the annotation of a GenBank genome assembly.